AUGGACCCGGCCACAGAGGACUUCGCCGGCGCUGAAUUCAUCGACUUCGACAAUCUAGACCUGCACUUCAACAUUGACGGUUACAGUCACGAAGGACCCGCCUCUAAUGGCAAUCAACUCGCCGAUCUGACCGAGUCGCUCAAUGUCCACCAUCUCCAGGGCCAGUAUCCCCCGCAACUUCCCCAGGACCACCGCGAUGGCGCCAACGGAGGCCAGCAGGUCCAGAACUUGGGUGGUCAUGGCAUGUCGCAGCCCACCAACAAUUUCUUCGACUAUGGCAUGCCCGCGUACAGCCAGGCCGGAACGCCAGCUUUCACACAGACCCAGGACCAAAUAUAUCGCCCACACCAGGGCGUCCCGCCCACGCCUAAUAGCAUAGAGAUGCAUGGCGACCCUCAUCGCUAUCUCACGCAAUUGGACCCUCACCAGUCGCUAUUCGACCAGAGAUACCAUAUGCGCAAGGACGAUGCGACCUUUACCCCACUAGUUUCGCCCGCAGUGACGCCCCACGACGCGCGCUUCCAGAUUCCUGACUUCACCGUACCAGGAGCCUACUUCAGCCCACUCACAUCACCCGCCCUGAAUGCCCAGAGCCAUCAGCAUGCGCAUCAGCAGUCGCAAAAUACGACGUCUGGGAGUUCCACUGGACAUUCGCCCAUCGAUGUGGAUAUGGAUAUGUUGGGUGAGCCUGCCAUGGUUCCACAGGAGCAAGGACGGAGGAGUCUACGGAGUACCAACAAGAGGAACGCACCACGGGCAAAUGCCAACGGCCGCGUACGACAGUCCCCCAUUGUGAAACCUAACCGGCGAAAAGCAACCGUUUCCUCGCUCAUCCCACCCAAGGAGGUCACCGAACUCAUGCAGGAAGCGCGGUCAAUACGUCCGUCCACCAACGGGCUGGAUGUGCCAAGGACUCGUGAGAGCUCAGAGACGGACUCUAUAUCUCCCGAGCCUAUGCUGUCUGAGAUGCGACCGCCACCAAAGCCCAGUUCUUCAACAGCUUCUCCUGCUAUGCUUGCCCAACGCAACAGCCAGAACGGUACUCCAGCCACUCCAGCAUCCCUCAUGCGGAUACAACCCUCGCCCGACUUUAGUGGCUCUCAGGAAGCACCACCAAUGCUGGAAGAUCUUACCCUGCCAGAAGCUUCUCUAGACCGGCCGGGCCUAUCAAGAUUGGACACAGCGAUACGGAAUGAGGAUGGUGACACGUCCCGUGUACGGAAAACGCCCAAGUUGAAUCCUCUGAGCACACCUGGAGCCUCCAUGUCAGCCAGGCCUAGCCCGAUGCUAGACGCCAUGUCGACCCCGACAAGCCCAGCCUUCUCCAUGACCAAUGGCAAGAAAGACCUGAAGCCAGCGCGCAAUCCCAAGAAAAGGAACAGCGUGAGCUCGAAUCUUGUCAGCCCCGCUCUAAGGCCUAAGAUCUCGCCCAGCAUAAAGCCUCUACUACCCGAUGGUGGAAGUGGCGUCACCGACAAUACCCACGCCCUUCUUCUGGCAUCCAAGUCAAACUACCAGAACAUCCUCGAUGGUACCACAGUCCCCGGCGUUGUCUAUCCCACAUCACUCUCCACCAACCUCACCUCCAAACGCACGUCUCACAAGAUCGCCGAGCAAGGCCGCCGAAACCGCAUCAACAUGGCCCUCCAAGAAAUGCAAGCGCUCCUCCCUUCCCCGCAGCUCGGUGCCAUCCCAGACGCCAAAAGCCCUGAGACCAACGCGCAAAACUCGAACAACUCCAAGGCAGCCAAGGUGGAAAGCGCCAUAGAGUACAUUAAACAGCUAAAGCAAGAAGUAUCCGAGCGGGAUGACUUGAUCAACAAAAAAGAUCAAGAGAUGGAUGCACUGAAGAAAGAGCUCGCGGCGCUGAAGAGGACAGGGUCAGAGGCAGCGACACCCGAAGCAGCUGCCCAGCUAAAAGCUGAACCGUCUUCCAGCCCGAAUACCGAGAACGAAACUUGA
Molecule: messenger RNA, 1962 nt
Organism: Alternaria postmessia
Lineage: Eukaryota; Fungi; Ascomycota; Dothideomycetes; Pleosporales; Pleosporaceae
Exons: 3
Coding region: 1-1962 (653 amino acids)
Molecular function (GO): protein dimerization activity
Source: RefSeq, a predicted model, not a curated record